UGUCCUCCAGGUCUGUUCACCGCCCCGGUGAGAGGAGCGUACUACUUUGAGUGGUGGGUGGGGGCCCAUGGGGACAACGGAGUCCACCCUGGAGCUGCUGUGCUGGUGAAGAACUCGGAGAAGAUCGCCCUGGCCUAUGAGCAACAGACCCAACACUACGGGACGGCGUCUAACGGCGCCAGCCUGCUGCUGGAGGCAGGAGACCAGGUGUUUGUGCGUCUGUGGGCGAACAGUCGGGCGUACGACAACGAAAAUCACCACAACACCUUCAGUGGACACCUGCUGUUCCCCAUGUGAGACGGACACUGCAGCUCUGUGACAGGUUGCUGUUGUCUU
This is a messenger RNA of Etheostoma cragini (Arkansas darter), 336 nucleotides long. Its product is annotated as complement C1q-like protein 4. The record is from RefSeq and is a predicted model, not a curated record. The transcript has a single exon. Gene Ontology annotation, molecular function: protein binding. Lineage: Eukaryota; Metazoa; Chordata; Actinopteri; Perciformes; Percidae. The annotation marks the transcript as partial.